Brenthis ino (lesser marbled fritillary) is the source of this 3024-nucleotide messenger RNA. The record is from the annotation of a GenBank genome assembly. NCBI's taxonomy places the organism in Eukaryota, Metazoa, Arthropoda, Insecta, Lepidoptera, Nymphalidae.
AUGCUUGUCAUGUUUGAUGUGGAAAUGUGGACACUAUAUCAAAGAAUAAUGGGGGGUGUAGAGCAACCGUGUUACACUCUUAUCAACUUUCCUACAGAUUCAGAGCCCCAUAAUGAAAUGCAACUUAAGCUUGAUCUUGAAAAGGGGGACAUUAAAAAGAAGAUUGAGGCUCUAAAGAAAACAAUUAGCAUUAUACUCUCUGGUGAGAAGAUUCCUGGCCUCUUGAUGAUUAUUAUCAGAUUUGUGCUGCCAUUGCAAGACCAUACUAUUAAAAAACUUUUGCUAAUCUUCUGGGAAAUUGUGCCCAAGACAACUGCUGAUGGCAAGCUGAUGCAAGAGAUGAUCCUUGUCUGUGAUGCAUAUAGAAAGGACUUGCAACAUCCAAAUGAAUUCAUCCGUGGUUCUACUCUACGGUUCCUAUGCAAGCUGAAGGAGCCCGAACUAUUGGAGCCCCUAAUGCCAGCAAUUCGGGCAUGUUUGGAACAUCGUCACUCUUAUGUUAGGAGGAAUGCUGUGCUUGCAAUAUUUACUAUUUAUCGUAACUUCGAUUUCCUGAUCCCCGACGCGCCGGAGCUGAUCGCCACGUUCCUGGAGGGCGAGCAGGACAUGUCGUGCAAGCGCAACGCGUUCCUCAUGCUGCUGCACGCGGAGCAGGAGCGCGCGCUGGCCUACCUCGCCGACCGCCUCGACCACGUGCACGGCUUCGGGGACAUCCUGCAGCUGGUCAUUGUGGAGCUCAUAUAUAAGGUGUGCCACGCGAACCCGUCGGAGCGGUCGCGGUUCAUCCGCACGGUGUACGGGCUGCUCAACGCGCCCAGCGCCGCCGUGCGCUACGAGGCCGCCGGCACGCUCGUCACGCUCUCCUGCGCGCCCGCCGCCAUCAAGGCAGCAGCGGCGUGCUACAUCGACCUCAUAGUGAAGGAGAGCGACAACAACGUGAAGCUGAUCGUGGUGGGCAAGCUGAGCGCGCUGCGCGCGGCCAGCGGCGAGGCGGGCGCGCGCGCGCUGCCCGAGCUGGCCAUGGACGUGCUGCGCGUGCUGGCCGCCAGCGACCUGGACGUGCGGCGCCACACGCUGCAGCUGGCGCUGGAGCUGGCGGCGCCGCGCCACGCGCACGACCUGGUGGCCGCGCUGCGCAAGGAGGCGGCGCGCGCGCACCUCGCCGACCACGACGACGCCGCCAAGUACCGGCAGCUGCUCGUGCGCGCCAUGCACCGCGCCGCCGUCAAGUUCCCGGAGGUGGCGGGCGCGGUGGCGCCGGCGCUGCUGGAGCUGCUGGGCGACGGCGCGGCGCCGCACGCGCACGACGUGCUGCUGUUCCUGCGCCACGCGCUGCACCGCCACGCCGACCUGCGCCCGGAGAUAUACGCGAAGCUGCUGGAGUGCGUGGGGCAGGUGCGCGCGGGCAAGGCGGCGCGCGCGGCGCUGUGGCUGCUGGCGGAGUUCGCGGAGGACGCGGCCGGCGCCGCCGCCGCGCUCGACGCGCUCGCGCCCGCGCUGCCCUCCGACCGCCGCGAUGACGAGGAGUCCCCGGAGAGCGCGGCCAAGGACAAGGACAAGGAGGCGCCGGCGCGCCAGCUCGUGACCAGCGACGGCGCCUACGCCACGCAGUCCGCCUUCAACUUGCCCAAGAUGGGCGCGGAGGGCGGAGCGGGCGCGGGUGCGGGCGCGGGCGGUCUGGCGGGCGCGCUGCGCGAGGGCGACGGCUACACGGCGGCCUGCGCGUGCUCGGCGCUGGCCAAGCUGGCGCUGCGCGGCGCGCCGGCGCUCGCCAACCGCGCGCUGCACUACGCCGCCGCGCUGCUCGCAUACUGCAAGCACUCUAAAGAGGGCAGCGGGCUGACGGCAUUCGCUCCUUUGCUUAUUUUCUAUAAAGAAAAAUGUAACAUUCUUCGUGCGGUAGAGGGCAGCGGUCUGACGGCGGACGACCUGGAGCACGCGGCGACGUGGCUGCGCGCGGCCGCGUCGCGCGUGCCGGCGGCGCGCGCGCUGCUGGCGCACUCGCGCGCCGCGCUGGCCGCGCUGCUGGCGCUGCCCGAGCGCGCGGCGCCCGAGCUGCUGGCCGAGGCGGAGCGCGCCGAGCGGCCGGCGGAGCGCGCGCGCGCCGUGCCCGUGGAGCGCGGCAUCGCCUUCGCCGCGCUGGCCGGCGCCGCCGCCGCGCCGCGCCAGGACGCCUUCGAGCUGUCCCUGGAGCGCGCGCUCGAGGGUAAUCAUUAUGACUCUUCUUUCGCCCACUGGCGCGCGGGCGCGGGCGGCGGCGGCGCGGGCGCGCGCAAAGUGACGCAGCUGACGGGGUUCUCGGACCCGGUGUACGCGGAGGCGCUGGUGACGGUGGCGCAGUACGACAUCGCGCUGGACGUGCUGGUGGUGAACCAGACGGACGACACGCUGCAGGCCUGCACGCUGGAGCUGGCCACGCUGGGCGAGCUGCGCCUGGUGGAGCGCCCGGCCGGCGUGGUGCUCGCGCCGCGCGACUUCGCCACCAUCCGCGCGCACGUCAAGGUCGCCUCCACCGAGAACGGCAUCAUAUUCGGCAAUAUUGUGUACGAGGUGUCGGGCGCGUCGAUGGACCGCGGCGUGGUGGUGCUCAACGACAUACACAUCGACAUCGUGGACUACAUCCAGCCCGCCGCCUGCAGCGACGCCGACUUCCGCCACAUGUGGGCCGAGUUCGAGUGGGAGAACAAGGUGUCGGUGAACACCAACAUCACGGACCUGCGCGAGUACCUGCAGCACCUGCUCGCCUCCACCAACAUGAAGUGCCUCACGCCGGAUAAGGCGCUGUCCGGGCAGUGCGGGUUCAUGGCGGCCAACCUGUACGCGCGCAGCAUCUUCGGCGAGGACGCGCUCGCCAACCUCAGCAUCGAGACGCCGCUGCAGCGCGCCGGCGCGCCCGUGCUCGGACACGUGCGCAUCCGCGCCAAGACGCAGGGCAUGGCGCUGAGCCUGGGCGACAAGAUCAACAUGAUGCACAAGGCGCCGCCGCGCGCGCCCGCUGCCGCCGCCGCCGCCGGGCCCGCCGCG